Frieseomelitta varia is the source of this 2095-nucleotide messenger RNA. RefSeq names its product ATP-dependent DNA helicase PIF1 (gene Pif1). The record is from RefSeq and is a predicted model, not a curated record. Gene Ontology annotation, biological process: telomere maintenance; DNA repair. Gene Ontology annotation, molecular function: DNA helicase activity; ATP hydrolysis activity. Lineage: Eukaryota; Metazoa; Arthropoda; Insecta; Hymenoptera; Apidae. Bases 191 to 2041 code for a protein of 616 amino acids. The transcript has a single exon.
GCAUCGCGCUAAAUCAGUCGAUGAUGGCGUCAAGAGAAUGUAAAUAGUUAAUUAAGACAGUGUAUUCUUUUAUAAAAAAUUUAUACUUGUUUUGUUUUUAAUGUGCCGAAAAUCAUUUAAAUAUCUUAUUUAACAUUUGACCAACAAAUUUUGCACUUAGAUUUGAUCUCAUUUAUUUUUACAAACGAAAAUGGAUCAAGAUAAUUGUUCACUAACGUGUUCUGUUACAAUCGAGAGAACUAAUUCACAAGGUUCGAUUUUAAAGAAGGCGAAUCAUCGGACAGCAACUUUACGUUUAGUCAGAAAUAAUCUUCGUGAAAUGUUUAUUGAAGUACGCGCAGAGAAAGCAAAUUUAUUGACAAAGCUAAUGUUGAAAUCUAUAUCUGUUUUCAAUAAAUUUAUGACCGAAGGUAAAGCUUCUAUCAAGUUUAAAGAAGAGAAUUGCACACUGUUUCUGUCAAAUGCACCGACAGCGCAACUAAUCAAUUUUUUGAAAACGAUAUACAUUAAAAUUUCGGGCAACUCGGAUCAAGUAGGGAAAAAUCUAUUAAGAGAAAGACUUCUUUCUAACAAACCGAUCGGCGAGCAUCAAGAAAUUAGUCCUGCUACAAGUGCUGAAAUAAAUAAAGCGAAAGAAAAAGCUAUCGCUAUAUCACGUGCAACAAUAACGACACCAUCUCCUAGCGUUGUUAAAAAGAGGAAACGAUCGAAUGAAAAUUCAUCGAAGUCAUCUACUGCAAGGAAACUAUACGAGAAUCCAACCGCAGGAGAAAUUAAUGAAGAACAAAGUAGAAUUCUCGAUGCAGUUAUUAGCGGUAAAAAUGUAUUUUUUACUGGUAGCGCAGGUACUGGAAAGUCAUUUUUGUUAAAAAAGAUAAUAGCUGCUCUCCCUCCUGAUGUCACGGUAGCUACAGCAAGCACAGGAGUAGCAGCAUGCCACAUAGGUGGUAUAACUUUGCAUCAAUUUGCUGGAAUUGGAUUAGGAACCGCGAAUUUAGACAGGUGCUUUCAAAUGGCUUCACGUAAUUCCUCUGCAACUGCAUGGAGAAAAACAAAACAUUUAAUUAUAGAUGAAAUUUCUAUGGUUGAUGGGGACUAUUUUGAUAAGAUUGAAGCUGUUGCUAGACAUAUUCGAAAGAACGAAAGACCAUUUGGUGGAAUACAAUUGAUAUUGUGUGGAGAUUUCUUCCAAUUACCACCAGUCUCAAAAGAAAACAAAGCAAAGUUCUGUUUUCAAAGUAAUGCAUGGAAAAAUUGCAUACAUUUUAAUUUUGAGUUGCAAACUGUUCAUAGACAAAAAGAUCCUGAGUUUAUUAAGAUCUUAAACAAUAUUAGAAUAGGUAGAGUGACAAAUGAAAUUGCAGAAAAGCUUAAAUCAACAGCUAAACAGAAAAUAGAAAGUAAUGGCAUUUUAGCAACAAGACUUUGUUCUCAUGUAAACGAAGCUGAAGAAAUCAAUCAAUUUCAAUUGAAUGAGUUAAAAGGUGAAUCUAAAACUUAUAUAGCCCAAGAUUCUGACCAGUCAAUGACUGCCACAUUGAAUCAACAAUUAACUGUUCCUGAUAAGUUAAUAUUAAAAGUAGGUGCUCAAGUAAUGCUAUUAAAAAAUAUAAAUAUUGCAAGUGGUUUAGUAAAUGGUGCAAGGGGCAUAGUUAUUAAAUUUGCAGAAAAUGUACCUGUAGUUCAGUUUAAAUCAGGCUUCCAAUAUCAUGCAAAAUUAGAAAAGUGGAAUUUAAAAACAAAUACAGGAAGUAUUAUUCAUAGGAUACAAAUUCCAUUAAAAUUAGCAUGGGCUUUCUCCAUUCAUAAAAGUCAAGGUUUAACUUUAGACUGUGUUGAGAUGUGUCUUACAAGAGUUUUUAAUGCUGGUCAGUCAUAUGUGGCUCUUUCAAGAGCACAAAGUUUACAAUGUUUAAGAGUUUUAGAUUUUGAUAACAAGCAAGUAUGGGCUCAUUCAGAUGUGCUUAUGUUUUAUAAAAAAUUUAGAAGAAAUUUACAAGAAAUGGAAAUGAUUCCUUUAGGAAAGAAGCAAAAAAUAUAAUUAGAUGAUAUAAAUUAAAUAUAUAGAUGUAUAAAUAUAAAUAUAUAAAUAAUA